Messenger RNA from Pollicipes pollicipes, 3904 nucleotides. RefSeq names its product partitioning defective 3 homolog B-like. NCBI's taxonomy places the organism in Eukaryota, Metazoa, Arthropoda, Thecostraca, Pollicipedomorpha, Pollicipedidae. Gene Ontology annotation, biological process: establishment of cell polarity; establishment of centrosome localization; microtubule cytoskeleton organization. The record is from RefSeq and is a predicted model, not a curated record. Gene Ontology annotation, cellular component: cell cortex; apical junction complex; apical plasma membrane. Gene Ontology annotation, molecular function: phosphatidylinositol binding; protein binding.
CCGGCUCUCCAUGCAGAUCCUCGGCAACAGCGACAGCAUGUGGAGGUGGGCGGAAGCCGCGGACCGGGUGCUGAGCGCCCGGGACCAGCGGCGCGAGCCGGUGGGCGGCGCCGUCUCGCCGGACAUCUCCAGCGACGAGGAGCCCGAGCAGGGAGAGCCGGCCGCCACGCAGCUGGUCGUGCUCACCGACAUCCAGGGUCCCCUCGGUAUCCACGUGGUGUCCGAGUGUGACGCGGGCGGCUGGGACGGCGGCGUGCUGGUGCAGCGGGUGGAGGCGGGCGGCGCCGUGGACAGGGACGGACGCAUCAGGGUCGGCGACCGCAUCUCCCAGAUCAACGGCCACAGUCUGGCCGGCUGCAGCUUCCAAAGGGCGCAGGAGCUGUUCACGAUGGCCAUGAGCCAGGGCGAGCUGCGGCUGACAGUGAGCGCCGCCGCCGCCCGGCCGCCGGCGCCCGUCUUCCCGGCCCGGCGGUCACGCUCCCACACGCCCGUCGACGGCGUCGCGCCCGAGGAGAAAGUCGGCUCGCGAGUGGCCACGGUGACGCCGACCAAGAAGGUGCCGGCCUCGCUGUCGUCGCGCACGCAGAACGUGAUGCUGACGUCCAACACGCGCAAGCUGGGCCGCCGGCUGUCGGUGGCGCUGGUGAAGGGCGCCGCCGGCCUGGGCUUCAGCGUGACCACGCGCGACAACCCGGCCGGCGGCCACGCGCCCGUCUACGUCAAGAACAUCCUGCCCAAGGGCGCCGCCAUCGAGGACGGCCGGCUGCGGCCCGGUGACAGGCUGCUGGAGAUCGACGGCGCGGCCGUGACCGGACUCAGCCAGCAGCAGGUGGUGCAGAUGCUGCGCGCCGUCGUGCCCGGACAGCCGGUCGAGCUGGUGCUCUCGCGACACGAGCAGCCCGACGACAAGAAGGCCGACGAGGCUAGUCCCCGGCUGCCCCGGCCGCUGGCGAGCACCGCACCGCCUGCCGAGAAAACAACAUGGACAAAGCCGCCGGAGCCGGCGCAGGAGGAGCCGGCCGGCGUCACCGACAAGGAGGUGCUCGUGUUCGACAUCCCCGUGCACGACUCGGAGCGCGCCGGGCUGGGUGUCAGCGUCAAGGGCAAGACGACGCCGGGCAAGAACGGCCCCGUGGACGUUGGUAUCUUCAUCAAGAGCGUCAUCCACGGCGGCGCAGCAAGCAAGGACGGCCGGCUGCAGCACAACGAUCAGCUGAUCGAUAUAAACAAUAGCGCCCUGCUCGGCCUUAGCAACGGCCAGGCGAUGGAGACGUUGCGGCGCGCCAUGUGCCAGGAGGGCCCGAGGCCUGGGGUGAUCACGCUGACGGUGGCUCGGCGGAGGGACGCCGCUCUCAGCAAUGGCCGCGAGUCGGCCAGCAGCCUCAUCUCCAGCUCGUCAGGCGAGGUGUCGGCGUGGCGCGGCCCGGAGCCGGCCGCCGCCGACGGCUCGGAGGUCACCAUCACGCACCGACGGGCGCCGCCGCCGGUGCCGGCCGAGCCGGCGCCGCCGCCCGGCAGAAACCCCGUCAUCGACCGUCUCACCGGCCGGAACAACAUGCGCAACGACAGCUACUACAUGGCGACGCACGGCUCGUGGGCGGACGCGCCGGAGCGGCAGCAGCAGCAGCAGCAGCAGCGGCUGCCGCCGGCCGAGCCGGAGCGGGGCGCGCCGCCGCUCUGCCCCACCGUCAACAUGCCGUCCGGCGACACGGUGCUGAUCGAGACGGACCCGGCGCCGGCCUCGCUCGCCAGCCAGCAGAGCGACUCCAACACGGACGUGGCCUACGCCAGCCAGACGUCGCUGGAGCAGGCGGGCGUAGGUUUUACCCGCGAUCAACUGGGUCGCCAGUCCAUCAGCGAGAAGCGGCACGCGUCCAAGGACGCCAAGAGCACGGACACGUACCAGCGCACCAAGCGGGCGCGCGAGGAGCGCGAGCAGCAGCGCCGCCUGCUGGAGGCCGAGCUGCGGCGGGAGGAGGCGCACGACGGCCGGCCGCCAGACGACGUCGGUCCCAGUCUGGGCAUGAAGAAGUCGUCCAGCCUCGAGUCGCUCCAGACCAUGGUGCAUGAGCUGGCGCUGGCCGAGGAGGGCGAGCGGUCGUACCCGCACCGCGGCCCCGUGAAGGUGGUGCGCGGCCGCGGCUGCAACGAGAGCUUCCGCGCCGCCGUCGACCGCAGCUACGAAGCGCCGCUGGGCGACGACAACGGUGACGUCAUGGAAACCGUGGACGAGGAGGCGGCCGGGCCGGACGCCGGCGGCGCCCUCUUCAGCCGGGACCGCACCGCCCGCCAGAGCUCGCUCAGCUCCGGCGCCGUCGAGGGCAAGAAGGCCAAGCGACGCUCGGGUCUGCUCAGGGGACUCGGCAGCAUGUUCAGGUUCGGUCGGCACCGCAAGAGCAGCGAGACGUCUGGUCCGCCGCCGCGGAUGACGGCUGACGAGCUGCGCCAGCAGCAGGACGAGCUCAACAGGAUCGCAGCGCGGCGCCGAGCCGAAGACGAGCAGCGCCGCAUCCAACAGCAGUACCAGCGGCUGGUACAGCAGCAGCAGCAGCAGCAGCAGCAGCAGCAGGCCCAGCAGCAGCAGCAGCAGCAUUCGCACAGACCGGCGCCUCAGCCGCCCCCGCCGCCGCCGCCGCCCGAGAGGACGGCCAGUCGUCCGGAGCGGGUGCAGCAGCUGCGCGAGCAGCACCAGCGUCGCCACGCCGGCCGCCAGGGCGUGUACCGCACCGAGACGGCCGAGGAGCGGGCCGAGCAGCAGCUCAGGGAGCGGGCGGAGGAGCCAGGACCGCCGGCCGUCUGGCGCGGCACCCCGGACCCGUACGACUCGAUGCGCCGGCCCGGCAGUCGGACCGGCCUGGCCGAGCCCGGCCCACGCUACGUGCACCACCCCGGCUACGAGGAGGCGCAGUACGGUCCGCGGCCCAAGCGCUGGAGUGGGCAGGUACUGCUCGAGCAGCUGGAGGCCCAGUUCCGGGCGGACGCCAGCCGGCAGCACCAGGUAUAUCACUCGCAACGCGGCGGAAGGGUGGAGCCUCGGCCUGGUGAUCGACCAAUCGGCAGCUUCUACGAGUACGAGUCGGUGCAGGCGAUGAUGCGAUUGGGUGGCGGCAUGGGCGGCGGGGAGCAGUACUCCAAUCGCUCGCUGCCACGUCACCACGAGCGGAUUCGGUCCGUGGCAGCACACCCGCAGCCCGGCCACGUUCUGAAGCACGCCAUAUCUGCCGGGCCGGGCGUCAGCCGCCGGCCGCAGCCGCUGGGUAUCCCGACGCCGGCGCUGGGGCCUCCGUACGGCCGGCGCGGAUCGGAGGGCGUGCUGCGCGGCCCGCACCGGCCGCCGCCGCUCAGCCCGCCUGGAAGCCGCGUCUGAGGCCAGCGACAUCUAGUGACCGACACGCCGACUCCAGUUGUACGCGACCCCCGCGUAACUGUCGCGCUGCGUGGCCGAUCCUGCCAGAAACCGAUUUUAGCCGUCGCGAUCGAGUGAACGGGUGCGAUUCGUCCGCACCGUGACAUUCCAGAACAUUCCUCUGCGUCACAGCGCGCAGCGCAGGGCUGUGCAGGUGUUUUACACUUGGUACUAUACACUGAGGCGGUGGACUAUUUUGUACGCGAGUUUACACGGCGGCGGCGCGUGCCGCCGACCAACCGACCGCCCGUAUCGUGGCGUCCAAUAUACCGCUGGCCGGGGCCGGCGUCGCUACGCGAACGUUCCGUCCUGAGGGGCCUUUGUCUCGGGCGCCGGGCGCCGCCCGCCGGCGCGCGGCCGGGGCUGGGCUCCAUGCCGCCCGCCGGCGCGUUGGCGGCGAGUCUGACGCAGCGUCUUCCGCGCCGGCCUGUGGCGGCGUCUCGACGCGCCCCCGUGGUGCGUGUCACUUGUUCCUGGCGACGCGGCGCGCUGCAUCGC